Penicillium malachiteum is the source of this 396-nucleotide messenger RNA. RefSeq lists its product as uncharacterized. The coding region runs from base 1 to 396 and encodes 131 amino acids. Lineage: Eukaryota; Fungi; Ascomycota; Eurotiomycetes; Eurotiales; Aspergillaceae. The record is from RefSeq and is a predicted model, not a curated record. The transcript is spliced from 2 exons.
AUGGUACACAGACUCCACCAAGCCUUACAUUCAGAGGAAGUUCAUGUGGCCCUUACAAGACCCCAAAGGAUCUGCCUCGACAAGGAUUCUAGCAUCGAGGAGUAUUAUCGGCAGGCAUUCCUCUCGUUGUAUCUAGGAUUGCUGCCCAAAAUUUACCAGCUCCUCCAAGAGCCUGUAUUGACUGCAGAAGUACCCGUAUACCAUUUGGCUCAUCUCUGUGCCGAGGCUUUCCAGAAAGCGCUAUCCAUGGAGGCUCUUGAAGGCAUGUUCACAAGUAUCCCGGAGAUUUUGGACUCAAAAGCCGAUAGAACUGUGGUUAUUGAAAUGUUCCACGUCAGACUGCUCCAGCAACUGAAGCAAUUGAAUUCGGGGUGCAAGCCGAAGCUGCAUGCCUGA